Messenger RNA from Cariama cristata (Red-legged seriema), 1447 nucleotides. RefSeq names its product suppression of tumorigenicity 5 protein-like. Lineage: Eukaryota; Metazoa; Chordata; Aves; Cariamiformes; Cariamidae. The transcript is spliced from 3 exons. The record is from RefSeq and is a predicted model, not a curated record. The annotation marks the transcript as partial.
GUGUCAGUCAGUCUCUCCACCGCCUCUUUUGUCCCCACGAAGAAGCCCAGCCUACCCCCUCAGCGAUAGCGAGGACUCUUGCCGCUCUACUCGGCUCGCCAAAGUCUCCAACUCCAGACUGUGCCUCAAGGACUGGAGCAGCCGCACAUCUACGUUGCGAAGCACCUCCACAAGCCUGUCGGACACUGACUCCCCAAGCCACCCUCUUAAAGCCGUCAGUGUGGGUGCUUUGGAUAAAAGGCUGUCUGUGUUCAAGGGUGAGGACCAAAAGGAGAGUCCAAAGGAGGCUCAAGGUGGGGAAGCAAUAGGGAGCCAUCCACUCGCCCGGAGCACUCUGUCCUUGGGCACUGCCACCAACUUGAGGAACCUCUCCCUCAGCCGGGCGAGCAUCCGCUCCCAGGCAGUGGACAUCAGGCAGAAGAUCACAGAAUGGGAAUGCCGCCGGGAGCCAUCCCCCAGGAUGAGCACGUGUGUGGACAAGAGGGAUGCUGGGGAGAGGUCGGGCAGUGACAGCUGCCCCAGCGUGCUGACCUCUCCCUGCAGCGAGAAGACGUUUGAUUUCAAAGGGCUCAGAAGAAUGAGCCGAACAUUUUCCGAGUGCUCGUACCCAGAAACGGAGGAGGAGGAACUGCUAGACAGGGAUUCCUGCCAUCGGUUCGAAAAGAGACCAGGCAGGAGCGAGCCUCCUUCUGCUGCUUUCCUCAAGGGCCAUGUGAGGAAAGAGUCCUCUGCUGUGCUCAACAGAAUACAGAAGAUUGAGCAGGCACUAAAAGAGCAGCCUGGCAGAGGCCUCCCGCAGUUACCAAGUAGCUGUUAUAGUGUUGACAAAGGGAGGAAAAAGUCUGUGACUCUGAGUACUGUGGAGGGACUGAGUGAAAGCCUAAGUGAUAGCAAAGGAGGGAGUGUUAUUUUGGGGAGUGAACCAGAAACACCUACUGAGGCUGAGAAAAGCAGUAAGACAAAACAGGGCGUUACUGCCAACUCAGCUGGCCCUAAACUGCUCCUCGAAAGCCCAGCUAACAGCGCCGUGAAUCCUGUCCCCAAGCCCAAACGCACCUUUGAAUAUGAAGCAGACAAAACCCACAAAAGUAAACCAAGUAAUGGCCUACCUCCAUCUCCUACACCUGCUGCUCCUCCUCCUCUCCCAUCCACCCCUGCACCCCCUGUCACCAGAAGGCAGAAGAAAGAGUCGCGCUUUCACAGAAAAUCCCAGAAUAGAAAAUCCUUUGAGUUUGAGGAUGCGUCAAGUCUGCAAUCCCUGUACCCUCCCUCCCCAACUGAAAAUGGGACUGAGAGCCAGCAUAAAUUUGGAUCCAAAAGCACUUUAGAAGAAAAUGCCUAUGAAGACAUUGUAGGUAAGAACCUGUUGCAAUACAUGGCCUGGUGCUUCUCAGCAGGACAUCUCUCCCUCAUUAGAAACCAGAGGAGAGCUGUGGAGAAGUUGUGA